CGCGUACACCCUGCCAUCGCCGACCUGCCGAAGAUCAUCGACGGCGGAUUGAAAGCCGAGCCGUUGAUUGACAGAUCCAAACUCAACAAGCUGGAAGAUGAGGCGGAGCGGUUGAGGAGGCAGAUUGAGGAGAAAGAGUCUCGCAAGCGGAAGAACCUGCGGGAGUGGGAUCGCUUGACGAGAGAUACGGAGGCUGCGGCGUUGAGGAGCGAGUUGGCGGAGCAGGCUUUGAAGUUGCACAAUGGUGAGGCGGAGAGUCAGGCGGCGUUCUAG
Messenger RNA from Zymoseptoria tritici IPO323, 273 nucleotides. RefSeq lists its product as uncharacterized. The transcript has a single exon. NCBI's taxonomy places the organism in Eukaryota, Fungi, Ascomycota, Dothideomycetes, Mycosphaerellales, Mycosphaerellaceae. The record is from RefSeq and is a predicted model, not a curated record. The annotation marks the transcript as partial.